Messenger RNA from Manis javanica (Malayan pangolin), 3872 nucleotides. NCBI's taxonomy places the organism in Eukaryota, Metazoa, Chordata, Mammalia, Pholidota, Manidae. The record is from RefSeq and is a predicted model, not a curated record.
UGUGGUCUCCAGAUUCUGGCACAAGAUGAAAUGCCCUGGUCUUCCCUUCUGCCUUCUCUCUGCUGUGUUUUACCUCUUCUGGACACCUUCGGCUGGGCUAAAGACACUCCAUUUGGGAAGCUGUGUGAUCACCGCAAACCUUCAGGAAAUGCGAAAUGGCUUUUCUGGGAUACGAGACAGUGCGCAAGCCGAAGAUGAAAUCAUUGACAUCAGAAUCUUGAGGAAGACCGAGUCUUUGCAGAAUACCAAGCCUGCAGGUCAGUGCUGCGUCCUCCGCCACAUACUGAGACUCUACCUGGACAGGAUAUUCAAAUACUAUCAGACCCCUGACCACCAUAUCCUUCGGAAGAUCAGCGGUCUUGCCAACUCUUUUCUUAUGAUCAAGAAGGACCUCCGGCUCUGUCAUGCCCAUAUGACAUGCCCUUGCGGGGAUGAAGCAAUGGAGAAAUACAGCCAGAUUCUGAGUCACUUCGAAGAGCUUACGCCUCACGCAGCCGCGGUGAAGGCUUUGGGGGAGCUAGACAUUCUCCUGCAGUGGAUGGAGGAGAUGGAAUCAGAGGAAGUACGGAAUAAUGACGCUGCUCAGGGUAUCCCUGGCCAAGGGUCCCAGACCUCCGUACCUGCAGAAGCAUGACCCCGAAUCACCACCUCUUUGUUCUAUAGUCUAGUGCUGGUCACUGUGUAUACUAUUUACUUAUUAUUUGUGUCCUUGUUGUGGUUGUUUUUAUGCAUUCCCACUCUUAAUCUAGACCAAGGUUUUAUAAGAUUUUGGUAAUACCUUUUCUACCGCUGGGUAUAUUUAUUACUUAAUAUAUUUAUUUAUUUUUUUCUAUUUAACUUAUUUAUUUUUAUACUUGAUGAUAAGAUUUAAAGAAAUUCACAGAUUAUAUUUAUAACCUGACUAGAGCAGGUUUUCAUGCAGUAAAUAAACCCUCUAAAUUCUAGAGGAAUGGCUAGAGGCGUCAUGCAUUGUUAUUAAAUUAAGGACAUGUCUAUGGCUGCCAAUGUUCUGUGAGACAUUUAAAAUUGGAUCAAUGGCUACUGAGUGGAGGUUGUGGAAGAAGAAUUUCUGAUGAGAAAUUGUCUCAGAAUUACUGAUCCUUCCCUUCCCCCUUCCCCGCCAAGCCCGUGCAUGUUUAUCUCCCAGCUAUGGAGUUCUGUGUGGCCAAAAUGCAUUUCUACGAAUAAAGUCUUCUUUGCAUAAUAUCUGGAGUUGGAAAGUGCUUCGAGAGCAGAAAUGAUGAAGGGGGUGAGCUUGAUCCAUAUUACACGGGGCCCUCUUGUCCUUUGGGGAAGCAAGGUGUAGGUGGGCACCUGGGUCUUCUCUCUCCUACCGAAUGCACUCCCCGCUCUUAAUUCCCUCCCAUCUGUGAUCCCACAGCUCAGCCCUCCACAUAGAGGGACUGUGCCCAAGUGAGGGGCAUCAGUCAUGCCUGCUUGUACCUCAUUGGCUUUGAACAGUGUCCUUUCUGUACCCCGGUUUUCUUUCUCACUUUAGGUUCUCUCGCUUUUGCAUCAGCAGUCUUGAUUGUAACACAAAUUACAAUGGGCCAGAGGCUCUAUUAUGAGGUUGAAGAACACACAGGUACAAAGUGCAGUUAUGAGUAUGGGAAAGAGGACAGUAGAGUGGGGUAGUGUUGAGCCCCCCUUUGUGGCCUUCCCAGUUUGGAUUCUGGCCAGCUUCGUGGCUAAGUUGUUCCUGGGUCAAUUCUUUAUGACCAAAUACAUCAGCGUCCUCUUUCUAGGCCCCUCUCAUGCUGAGCUUCCCUGGGCUCUAAGAGCCAGAAUUCUGGCCUGGGUUGCUUGCCUUCUUCCUCCCCCCUCACUGUGAACUGGACACCCAAUUCGGGAGUCUGAUCUUCACAGUUUCAGGAGCAGCGGACCGAGGCUGGUAGCCUGGCUCCCACACUGGCUUCUCUUACUGCCACUGGUUUCUGCUCCCAGUCCUCAGCCUGGGCCCUGAUGAAGUUUAAAUAACUUUUGAAUUCUCAUUGUACAAGCAGCAAUUACCCAACAGAGAAAAUUUGGAAAAUAUAGGGAAACAUAACAAAAUAAAUAAAAAUCACCCAUAAUCUUAUCACCCACAGUUAGCUACUCUUAAACACUUAGUGGCACUUUUUCCAGAUCUUUUUUCUUGCAUUCAAGUCAUGACUGAACCCUUAUUACCCGAGUAAUUUGGGCUGUAAAGCUUAAGCUUCUUGCAGUGUAAUUUCUUCCUCUGGAAAGCAGGAUGAUGAUAAUGUUUACCUUUCAGGACGAUGGAGGAGAUGGUCUUUUAUGUUCCUUUGAAAACAAGGCAUUUUCUGCUUUCACAUUCUGCAUAUCAUCACCCAUUUCCACCAGAUUUUUACCCCAUCUCAUCCUUCUUCUAUCAUAUUUUCCAGUUGCAUGUCUCCUGGUUUUCUCUGACCCAGUCUGACAAACAAUUUGGCUUCAACUCUCAGUGAACUGUUGAGAAACCAACUUUGCUGAACUCAGUUCUAAAAUUAGAACACUUCCUUCUUCCAUGAGCCAUUGAAUGGCAAUAAGGAGUCCAGUUUUACCUGCCAAGGAUGUGCGUCUCCCAUCUGGGUGUAUCUCAGGUUGACCCACAGAGUUGACCCCAGAAGAGCGUUUUUGAGUCUUCUGAUGUCUGGGCCAAGGGAGCUCCACGUUACCAUGUUACCACUGACUUGUUACCUCUGUGCCUGCCUAUUCCUCCCCCUCACGGGGCCUGUCUUCUCCUCUAAGACCUUUGUCUCCUAUCUGCCUGACCUACUAUAGUACCAAUAAUGGGAAAUUCAUAACCAAUAAUGAUCAAGCUAGAUUGGGGGCUAAGGGAAAAUUCAUGAAGGUAGGUCACUGAGGGAAAGACCCUAAAGAAUGGUGUAUGAUUGUCACUUCCAAUGUCAAUAAUUAAAAUGAUCGUUGUCACGUACUAAGUACUUAUCAUGCACCAGACACUGCACUGGGAACUUUGUAUACAUUAUUUAAUCCUUAGGACAACCUUGUGAGGUAAGUGAUAUUACUCCCAGUUUGCAAGUGAUAAGGGGUUCAGAGAUACUAAAUAACUUGUGCAAGCAUAGAAACAAAAGUUGGAAGUGGGCACCCUGAUACCACAGCCCUGUACGCUUUCCCAGUCUGCUGUCCUCAUUCCCAACAGUGGCAUCUUGUGUUCAGAAGCACAGUAGGAAGGAAAAACGAGCUUUGGCUUCACAGAGACAUGAGUGUAAAUCCCGACUCUGACACUCACUAUCUUGGGCAGGUGACCUAACUAUCCUCAGUUUCUUCACCUGCAAAGUGGGGAUUAUCCUGCUUAACACACUGGGUUGAUGUGAGGACUGAAUGAGGUUGUCCUAGUGAACUUGUACAAGAACCUAUUAUGUAUCAAGUACUGUUCUAAGUGUGUGGCAAGGGUCAGCUCACUUAAUUUGCACAAAAGCACUACAAUUCAGGUGCCAUUAUUAUUCCCGUUUUACAGAUGAGGAAACUGAAGACCAGAAAAAUCCAGUAUCUUGUUCAAGACCACGCAGCUAACAAUGGUGGACAUAAAAUGUGAAUACAGUAGGCAGACUAGAGAACCAUGCAUUUUACCACUUCACUUUGUUGGCUGGCUGGAAUGCCCGGAACAUAGGGAGCACGUACUUGAUCAAUAAAGUCUUUGCACAGAUCAGUGGUUCUGCCUGGAGAGGAAAGUGGUGCACAUUCCUGCUAAGCUGUAGCACGAGCUAUAAAUUCCUGGUGCAACUUAUCUCGAAAUCUGUAUUGAACUUCAUUUUUUCCCUGGGUCUAAUCUUGGUCUCCUCAACAAGCAGAAUGUAAGUUCUUUUGGACAAGGUAAAUUUGCUAAACCUCAGGUUGGCCUCCUAUUAGCUCUGGUUAUUCUUAGCUGU